Messenger RNA from Phytomonas sp. EM1, 4740 nucleotides. NCBI's taxonomy places the organism in Eukaryota, Euglenozoa, Kinetoplastea, Trypanosomatida, Trypanosomatidae. The record is from the annotation of a GenBank genome assembly.
AUGGAUCGGUUGAAGAAAACUUUGGAGGAGAUGGCCGAUGAAUUUAGUGAGCGCACGUGUACCUAUGUCCGCCAACAGGGGGAAACUGAGCAGUUUUUUAGGCUCAGGGAAGAAAAUAUGAAGCAUGCCUUUGAGACGGCAAGGACAGAUGUGGAGUCUUUGACGCGUCGCGUUGAGCAGUUAUGUCAGGUCAUGCGAAAUGCAGAAGCGAUGAUUGAAGAGUGUAUGGGCGUCUCGCACAACGCAUUUUUGGAUUAUAUGUUGGAAAAAGAGAGACUUUACGCAAGUGCCUUUUCGAGAGUUCAUGAGGAACUUCUCUCCCAGUACGCUAGCUCACGUGAAGAGGUUUCUAGCCUUCUAGAAGAUGUCAUGCUUUUGUCGCCACUUAGCGAGAAAGUUAUUUGCCAGAGAAAUGACAUCGCGAAAUUGAUUAAGCAUCUCAACGCUUCCAAGGAAGAAAACGAACAGCUUCGGAAGGACCUCUCGAGACUACGGUGUGUUUGCGCUCUGUCCAUGACUCGCAUCAAGUGUCUCUGUGAUCGAGACCGCCGAGUCGUCUUCUUCCAGCGAUGGGUCCAUAUAGCAUCUUGUAACCGCCGCCGUCGCCUGCAGGAGGAUCACGCACGGCUUGCAGCGGCUCUCACGGAACAGCUGCAGGAGUUCAAUCUGCAGAAGCAGAAUACCGUCUCACAGCAUCAUAAGAAGGUGGAGCAGCUGCAGGCUGAAUUGAUAGCCAGUCAACUACAGCAGCGUCAGCUCCUUGAUGAGCUUGGGUUGCUGAAUAAGAAAUGCGAGGAAAGCGACUUGAAGCGCCGUGAAGUUGAAAUGGAGUUGAGCGCCGUAGCUGUGCAGAGACUUCAUGAAAAGCAGGAGGGCCAAAGCUUGCUCUACGAGCUUGGCACUGCCCGUGUUGAUUGCAUGCUCCUAGCGGAGUCUAGGAGGCGUUUUUCAAUUGAAAAAUCAGAAUCCAUCUCUCGAAGUGAGAUCUACCAGCAGGAUGCGUGCACUUGGAAAAGUCAGUUAGAUUUUCAGCGUGACCAGAUGAUGCAGAUUACUACCACUUACAAAACGUUGAGGCAGCAUCAUGAGGCCCAAGCUGCUGCGCGAAGGGAACAGGAUAAGGUGCAUUAUGUGAUGCUUUCUCGAUUUAUCCGAGAUUUCUGUGUUCGGCGACUUGCCUCUCGUGCUUUUGGUCUAUGGAGGAGCUACACUUUAUGCCGCAGCGUGCAACACUGCGAGGUGGCUCAUCGCACAGCUCAGCAAGAUGAGUUGGACGCCUUUGCCGAGCAAACGAUGUCGCAAAUACAGCAACUUCAGGAUGAAAGCAGGACCGAAAUGAUGCAGCUGCACACGGAACACUUGCAGUGUCUGGAACAUACCAAAGCUAUCCAGGAUGAAAUGGCGUCGCUGGAGGAAGACUACAGCGCGGAACUCGCACUGGUGAAUGCCGAACACUUAGAAGUAAAACAGGCAUAUGCCGCGCUUAGGGGGGAGCACGAGGUGUAUAGAAAACAAAUGGAGGGUGCAAGCGAGUUGUUGGUGGAGUAUUGCGCCGCGGCUACCUUUGCGCGGUGGAAAGCCUGGGCGUGCGAAUUGCGUAGCCAACGUCUCCGGCGGCAGUAUGAGGGGCUUUUUCUGGCCAUCUCCCAAUGGCGAGGCUCGCUCCUUCAUGAAGUGCAGUUCUUCAGCCAGAGACGGGAAGAGAUCUUAUCUGAUUCCGUGGCGAGCGUGUUCGUUGUGUUCAGCCUGCACGGUCGAAACUCAUACCACGAGCUCUCAGAGCGCUUCGAUAGUCUCAACUCAUGCAAUGAUGACAUGAAAGCGCAGAUUCAGAAACUCAAGUGGGAAAGAGAACAGCUAGGAGAACAAUUAUCCUCUAAGGAGGAGCACUAUGGAAAGCUUAGAAAGGAACUAGUAGAGAUGAGUGAAGCUUAUGAACGAUGCGUGACUGAGCAGUCGAGUUUGAAUCGCUUUCUUACUUAUGGACAUCACCUUAUGGAGGUUCACUUGGAGGAAGUCGCGAUGACUUUUUUGACGGUCAGCAGUGCCCAUUUCAGCGCCCUUCUUAAGGAUCAGGGGGUGUCCCCUACAUCGCCCAGAAAUAAUCACAUUGAGGCUGAAGGUAAGGUAGUGGGUGCGCCAGCCCCGCGGUUGGACCUGCGCCUCGAGAAUGUCCAGGAGUUUACGGAGCCAACAACAGUCAUGAGGGUGCACGCGGCAAAUCCAUCACUGAAUAAUUCCGAGAACUUCCUGCAAGUUGACCUAAAGGACGGAGCAGAUAGCAGUCCUUGUGGCGUUGCUCCUCAGCUUGCUCUAACGGAAGACGCCGAAGAGAGCGCCAAGUCAUUUGCUCGAGCCCCUGAUAUCCUUCGGGUGUGGGCACAUGGUUCCGCUGAGGCGAUGAAUCCGCUUUGUGUUGGCAAGAUGCAAGAAGUACCAGGGAGCGUUGUGAAGACUGAAGAAAUUUGCACAAAGAUUCAUCAAAAUCUAGCGAAUGCUAUAGAGGGACAAACGGCCAUAUUGUUGGAAGAAACUUUGAUUGACAAUAAUAAGACUGAGUUCACGCCAGAUGCUGCAUCACUGAUUCAUGGAGAGCGCUUUGACGUGAUUGAGUGCCACAAGGGCUCUGAAGACGUUGACCAGUCGUGCAAGGUUAGUCCCCAAACACAUUGUGAAUUGUCUAGGAUGAGUGAAAGCAGCUUUCAGGAGCCAAUUGCUGUGUUGCAGAACGCCGUAGUUUCCUUAAUUUCACUCCUUUCCCGAUUUGAGGGGUUUUCUACCAACAUUUUUUUUUCACCAGAUUCACGGCCAACUGACCUUUCCGCAACCCUACGACACUUUGAUGAUAUUCAGCACAGUAUGUAUGCUGAUACCGAUGCUUCUUACCCAGGGAAAGGUGUCUUUCAGAAGGGCAGCCUGGAUGACAAGGGCGGUUAUCUCAGUGCAAACAGGGUUCCCACUGAAAAAGUCGAAUCGAUGGACUCCAUCCACUUAACCAAGGGGCUUCUUGGACAUACUAAGUUUAAGCUCUCAGAUACGAUCGAGUCUACAAUAAACAAGGCAUCGUAUGCAGAGCAAACUGAACCCCAGGGUGGCACGAGGGUAUCGCCUGUGGCUGCUGUUUCCAGGUUACACAUCAAUCAGGGGCAGAUACAGGAGAAGAUGGACAAGCAGCUGCUCUGUGCACAAAAUGCUACGAAUCCUCCGACAGUGCACCACUUAAAAAAUGAAAUUACUGAUCUUCAUAAAGGAGUAAAUAGGAACCGAUGGACCCAUAACAUUGAGGAAGAGACCUUAAAGUGCCACCUAGAGGCAGCAACGACUCAAAUUAUUGAAGCGGGAAAACAGAUGCAGCGCAUUUUUUAUGCCAAUAUAAAUACGUUAAGGAGUCAAACUCAAUUCCUCCAGAGCGAGAUUCAGCGUAUACGGCAAGCUGGUGCAGAGGAGGCAAAGAGAGAAUUCGAUACACUUCGGGAGGCACUAGAGAUGCGCUUUCAAAUUCAGCUGAUGUCUUUGCAGGGGAGAAUUAAGCAGCUAGAGCUAGAAAAGGAGUACUUGGAGAGCCGGGAGACUCAAAUUGGGGUGGGUUCAGCAGACCUGCUAAGGGAGGUGCGACGCGACUUGGCUAAUCUGUCUGUACAAUAUCAAGACUCCAUAGAGGCAUUGAAAAUGUGCUACGGGUCUCAGCACGAGGAUCACAAAGGAGAGGUUUCCCUUUCGAGCAUACUUGUGGAGUAUGACGUACAAGCUUGCGUGCGUUGCUUUCUAUUAUCACACACGUACAUUGAGGCUUACUCUGCGAAGGCUGAUUGGCUGGUUGAAUCUUUCCUGAUGGUCUCUGGAGAGGGAUCUCGAGGUCGAAGCAGUGGGCUGGGGGUGUUGCAUUCCGCAGAUUCAGACACCCAGCUUAAAUUACUGCUAUGUCGGGUCCAAACUCAUUGGAUGGUGUGUGCCGGGUUACGUGAAGAGAGCUUGAAGGACAAGUGCCGAUUAUUUACGGAUGGUAUUAUUUCCCUGAUGCAGAGGUGUUGGGAGAAAUGUAGUCUCCUUCUGGGGCAGACCAGACAGGCGUCGUUAGUGGAUAUGGAGGCUAUAGAGACUGAAAAUAUGCAGCUGCACGAGAAGUUGGCAUACUUGGAAGCUCAAGUGCAAGUCCUUUCGCGAUGGUCCACUGCCGACGAUGUACUCAUCCACUCAGAUGAAGCACAUGUGCAGGGCAAAGAAGCGAGAUACAGUAUUGAACUGCCGAACAGCCGGGCAUCAGCGGAGAGGAUAAUGCAGCCACCAACACAGGAUGCUUCGAUGGAUAGGGUCGCGCCGUCCUUCUCCACCUAUUAUGAAGAGAACUGUUCCCCAGACCAGCCACACACGCACGGCACCACCAGACUAGGGGAGAGAAGUCUACCUGUUCGAAAUAAGCCCAGCUCAGAAGAUACCGAAGUUCCACCUAUGCAAGGGUCGGUGACGAACUCUUAUCGCAGUGGCACUCCUAUUAAUUCAUCUCCACAUGUGAAGGAUAUUUCCCUAGACUCGCUGGAGCUUUCCCUAGGUAUUUUGCGGUAUUCGGAUAUGCUGAGCGAACAGACUUUACAAAACGAGGAGCGUUUGGAUUACGUGGAUUUGCUCUCCGCUGAGUUGGAAGAUCUUGCCAUGCAGGGGCAUCGCAUUUGGAACCAUGCAAAGCGUGAAAGCUUCACUCCCAUGAGACGCAAACACGGAGGCCGUAUCACUCGUCUUUGA